Molecule: messenger RNA, 1229 nt
Organism: Brassica oleracea var. oleracea
Lineage: Eukaryota; Viridiplantae; Streptophyta; Magnoliopsida; Brassicales; Brassicaceae
Product: mitochondrial uncoupling protein 6
Exons: 2
Coding region: 174-1181 (335 amino acids)
Biological process (GO): thiosulfate transport; succinate transmembrane transport; oxaloacetate transport
Molecular function (GO): antiporter activity; malate transmembrane transporter activity; oxaloacetate transmembrane transporter activity
Source: RefSeq, a predicted model, not a curated record
UUUCUUACCUAUGUAUCUUGUCUUCUUUCACUUCCAACUUGUCCAAAUUCAUUUUCUCUUCUCCAUUUUUUUUCUUACAAAAGAUCCAAUCUAUCUCAAACUCUUCUCCAUCUUUUCAUACACUCAUUGACCAUAACACAUCUCCUCAUCAUCAAACCCUCCGAUUAUCAUCAAUGGGAUUCAAACCAUUUCUUGAAGGUGGCAUGGCCGCAAUCAUCGCCGGAGCUUUGACUCACCCAUUAGACCUCAUCAAAGUUCGUAUGCAGCUCCAAGGAGAACACUCUUUCUCUCUCGACCAAAACCCUAACCAUAAUCUCGAUCUUAAUCUUCCCGUUAAACCUUAUAGACCUGUUUUUGCCCUUGACUCUCUCAUCGGCAGCAUCUCCUUGCUACCUUCAUCCACUCCCGCACCGUCCACGUCUACGCGCUCUAGCAUGACCCCUUUCGCCGUUGGGGCCCACAUUGUCAAAACCGAAGGACCCGCCGCUCUCUUUUCCGGCGUCUCCGCUACUGUCCUCCGUCAGAUGCUUUACUCCGCCACUCGUAUGGGUAUUUACGACUUUCUUAAACGCAAGUGGACGGAUCGACUUACCGGUAACUUCCCAUUGGUCACAAAGAUCGCAGCUGGACUCAUCGCUGGAGCCGUCGGAUCCGCCGUCGGGAACCCCGCUGACGUGGCAAUGGUGAGAAUGCAAGCUGACGGACGUUUACCAUUAAGCCGCCGCAGAAACUACAAGAGCGUCGUGGAUGCCAUCGAGCGGAUCGUGAGGCACGAAGGCGUCUCGAGCUUAUGGCGUGGCUCGUGGUUAACCGUGAACCGAGCCAUGAUCGUGACGGCUUCUCAGCUCGCCACGUACGACCACGUGAAAGAAAUUAUGAUCGCCGGAGGCCGUGGAACGCCGGGAGGAAUCGGAACGCACGCGGCGGCGAGUUUCGCGGCGGGGAUCGUUGCGGCGGUGGCGUCGAAUCCGAUAGACGUCGUGAAGACGAGGAUGAUGAAUGCGGAGGCGGAGAGUUACGGUGGACCGUUGGAUUGUGCGGUGAAGACUGUGGCGGAGGAAGGACCGAUGGCUUUGUAUAAGGGGCUUGUUCCGACGGUGACGAGGCAAGGACCGUUCACGAUGAUCUUGUUCGUUACGUUGGAACAGAUUCGUGGUUUGUUAAAAGACGUUAAAUUUUGAUUAGUUAAGAUGAUUACUAAAUUUUGACCAUAUUCUAUCAAGUUGCAU